GCUGCGUUGAGUGGUAGGGAUGCUGCGGAGGAUCAAUAACGGGCAGGAUCUGCGAAAUCCUGUUCAGUCCAAUGCUGAAUCUGCCAGACGGUGGACGUGCUUUGAGUGUGGUCAGCAGCCACUGAGCCUAAGAUGAGAACAGGAGGGCACCAUCCGGAUGCUACCGUAGCAUCCCCCUCGUCCAAUCGCCGCAUUUUUUAUUUCAAUUAAAAACGCAUCCGACACCGCCGCCGCCAACAACCACCGCCACCCCAUUUUUUCACCAUGAUCCCUUUACGCUUUGCUGCGGGGUACAUCAAAGGGAUCAUCUACAUUUAUUUAUGGUACUCCAGCAUUUUAUUUGGCUACGCUGGUUUAUUUUGCCCUAUUUUGCCUUUAAUUUUUCUUUCAAAUCGGCUCUACAGGAACGCCACAGAUUUUUUGUUUACCUUUUGGCAAAUGUACCCGACCGCUCUAUUAGAUCUAUUGUUUAAUUGCAAAGUGCAAGUAACUGGAGACGAGAUCAAUGCAGACGAAUCAUCGCUUCUUGUGAUGAAUCACAGGACACGCACCGAUUGGAACUUCCUAUGGCCGGCCGUGUAUCAAGCCACGACCGGCAAAGGACGAUUCAAUCAUCCUACAAAGUUUGUGCUCAAAGACGAAAUCAGACAUAUACCCGGGGUGGGUUGGAUCAUGCAACUAUCCUGUUUCCUCUAUAUCAAAAGAAACUGGGCGUUGGACAAGAUCAAGCUAAGUUGUAUGAUUGAUUACUUUUGUGAUUCUAAGCAUAAAUUUAGUUUAUUAAUUUUCCCUGAAGGAACUGACCUUACUGCAGACACCAAAAGAAAUAGCGAUAAGUACGCAGACAAGCAUGGACUCCAGAAAUACGAUUAUGUGUUGCAUCCAAGAACAACAGGGUUCUCGUUUUUGGCGGAACGAUUGAUAAGGAAGCGAGCCCUGGAUGCACUGUACGAUAUCACCAUCAUCUACUGUGAUAAUGUGCCGCAGAACGAGACGCUCAUCUUGCGUGGACAAUUCCCUAAAGAGAUCAAGAUUCACUUCACCAGAUAUCCGGUGGCAAGUUUACCGGAUGGCGAAGAGGAGCUCAAGCUGUUUCUGGAGAAGAGAUGGCUGGAGAAGGAGCGCAACAUCAGGGAGUUCUACGCUACGCACCAAUUUUUGCACGGUAAACGCGUCCGGCGCGACCAGAGACUCGAAUUGUACGUGGCUCUGGUCUUCUGGACUGCUCUGCCCUAUCUGGUCGUGUAUCUUCUGUACGCCACAUCCGUUCUGCGACAUAUUGUCUUCUAUCAUACCGUAUUUCUGUUACUCGUCAACGCGUUCUUCGGUGGCUUUCAGAAUUUCGAAAUCGCCAUCUUCAACAGUAAACGAAAGAUGAGCAGAUUCAUUUCGAGCAGAAUCUGACGUUGAUAAUCAGUAAAUGUAACGAGGAAAAGGCGGUGUCUGCAAACAAAACAAAAAAAUUAAUCCUUGGCUUCCAAAAAUUUUAAAAUAUUCAUGUACUAUUAACUAAGCUUCGGGCUGGCGUCGAGCUCUGAUUUCGUUCUGAACUUGAUUGUUAAUUGGCGUGCGGUAGUAUGUGUACUUUACCGUUUUUAUUUCUCGAAUUCGAAACUGCACUACAUACACUUAAUACUUAUUAUGAUCUACUAAACUAAACUAUUUGUGUUUCACUGUUCCGGAGAAGUCGAGGACGUCGCCGAUGGUUGGAGUAAUCAAUUUUCGAGCAAAACAAUCGUCUAAGGCGACUGGUUUUUUUUGCUUACUCGAGCUCAUCUCUCGUCCUCGGUCUCUCUGGAAUGAAGUGCGUAGCGAACAUAUUAACCACAUAGACUAGAGAUAUUGAAAUGCAUGAUUGUACCAAAGUAAUCGUACCUAAUACUACUCUAUGAACAUAUUAAUAACGAUGUAUUUUUCCAAAAAGUAAACUAAAGUCUAAAAAAUGGUAAUGAUUUUACAAGAGAGCGGGAGGGAAAAUCCGCGAAAUGCACGGAAGCGAAGAGGGCGAAUUGAUAAGCGGGCACAAGCGAAGAGCAAAUCAAACACGAUCCACUCAAGCGCGACCUCGACACGCACUUAAUCACCAACUAAGCAGUGCAUUCAUUAUAUAAUAUAAUCGACACUCUUUUUGUUUCAUACAGAUUAAACUCGAGGCGAGCAUACAAACAGACGAAUGUAUAAAAGAGAACGGGAGGAAUAUUGUAUAAGUGCGAAAAACUCCAAAAAAAAAAAAUAAAUAAAAAAUGUCAAAAUAAAAGCGAAAACAAGCAAAGAAAAAAAUAUAAAUUUGACGGAUGAAAGAAAAAGACAAAAAAAAUUAGAUUAGUUUGUUUUGUUUUUCUUUUCCGGUUGACAACGGAUGCAACUGACGACUCGCAUCUUGGAAAAACCAAAAGGGAAAACGCACGCAAUUGAAUGAAUAUGAUAAUUUUCCAUUUUCGUUUGGAUUUCGCGCGUCGCGAUUCGAUGCGAGUUGUCGUUUUCGACAGUCAACGUAGUUUUUAAGACGCAGGACUCGACGGGAGUCCUAACUAACUAACUAAAAAAA
Messenger RNA from Nicrophorus vespilloides, 2548 nucleotides. Its product is annotated as lysocardiolipin acyltransferase 1-like. Gene Ontology annotation, molecular function: acyltransferase activity. Lineage: Eukaryota; Metazoa; Arthropoda; Insecta; Coleoptera; Silphidae. The record is from RefSeq and is a predicted model, not a curated record. The transcript has 6 exons. The coding region runs from base 265 to 1404 and encodes 379 amino acids. Gene Ontology annotation, cellular component: endomembrane system.